UGGUCGUUGCGUUCAGGUGCUCGAGCAACAACAACAGACGCCCGAAGGGACUCACGACGUCGCGACGCCGACACACAUACACACACAACUGAACACCGCCGCCGCACACAAAAAGGGACACUCGUCGCGACGCCGGUACCGAAGAUAGUGUGUUGGAGAGAGAUAGACGUAUACGCAGAGUAGAGAAGACACCGCGCGCGAUUUAGUGACGACUCAUUAAGUAGUCAAGUAUGAUAAUGUUUCGGCGCUAAUUGAGCUGCACAAAUGCGAUUCUGAUUUUCGACGACGAUGGCCCUUCAACUGUGAUACUAAUUGAUAAGGACUACCUGACUUCGUUUCUCUCUUAAUUUUCUCUCUUCCGUUUCUUCAUUCAAUUUUAAUUCGUGUGCGCGCUUUUUGCAUCCUCAUCUUCCAGUGAUACACUAUUUAUUCUACUACUUCUUCUAUUGGUGCGUGUUCUGUGUUCGUUUAUCCGAUAUGACUAUUUGACUUCGACUCUACCAACAACAUACAUAAACACUCGUUACUGUUCGUUCCCGGAGGAGUCCAAAAUCGCCGCCAUCAUUCUGCCGGCACAGCAAUUGGGUGCCACGGUGGCACCAUGGCCUACUGCCAUUACGUCCGUCGACGAUAUGGCACAUAAAGGUAAAGGUCAUAGCGGUGUGAACCAGCUAGGCGGUGUUUUCGUCAGCGGACGUCCCUUGCCGGAUUCCACGCGACAGAAGAUCGUGGAAUUGGCGCACUCUGGCGCCAGGCCGUGCGAUAUUUCCCGAAUCCUGCAGGUGUCCAAUGGCUGCGUCUCGAAGAUCCUCGGAAGAUACUACGAGACUGGUUCGAUUCGACCGAGGGCCAUUGGAGGUUCGAAGCCGCGCGUUGCCACCGCCGAGGUGGUCUCCAAGAUAUCCGCCUACAAACGCGAGUGUCCUUCCAUCUUCGCCUGGGAGAUCAGAGAUAGGCUGCUGCAAGAGGCGGUCUGCACAAACGACAACAUCCCCAGCGUGUCUUCGAUAAAUCGAGUUCUGAGGAAUUUGGCCGCGCAGAAGGAGCAAGCAACAACGCCCCAAGUAACCACCGGCAACGAUGCGGUUUACGACAAGCUGCGACUCUUGAACGGUAGCCAAAGCAGCUGGAGGCCGUCCCCGUGGUACUCGGCUGGCAACAGCCCCUUCCCCCUGCAGCCCUUGAGCCCGCCGCCCACCAUUCUUCCAGAUGAUCUUCACUCCAAGAAAGUUAUAGAUCUGGAUGGUUUGAAUUCGGAUGAGACCAAUUCUGGUGAUAACUCGAACGCAGGUUCGAGUGCCGGCCCCGACGAUGACCAGGCUCGUCUGCGUCUGAAGAGGAAACUUCAACGCAACAGAACAUCCUUCACGAACGACCAGAUCGAUAGCCUGGAGAAAGAAUUCGAGAGGACGCAUUAUCCGGAUGUGUUCGCCCGCGAGCGCCUCGCUGCCAAGAUUGGAUUACCCGAAGCGAGAAUACAAGUGUGGUUCUCGAACCGAAGGGCGAAGUGGAGGCGGGAGGAGAAGCUAAGGAACCAGCGCAGAGGUGCCCCGGCUCCAGCCGAACAUCCCGGCCCUGCCGCAUCUCCACCACGUCUUCAAGGCUUCAAUAAUACCUCGAUGUAUUCGCCGAUCCCGCCGCCGAUGUCCAUCGCGGAUUCAUACAGUCCGGCCAUGACUUCGAUGGGUUCAUUUAGUCAUCAUACCGGUUUGAACGGCGGGAUGGGUCCCUCACCCGGCGCCUGCCUUCAGCAGAGGGACAGUCCGAGCAUGGGUGGAGCGAUGAGCGGCUACUGCAUGGGACGACCCCCCAGUUACGACCUGGGCAUUGGGUACGGUUCGAGACCAUCGCCCUGCAGCCCUGCCCAACCCUACCAGAUGAACGGUCACCAGUACAACACGAACGGGUCUUCCUCGACCGGUUUGAUAUCUCCAGGUGUUUCCGUGCCGAUCGCCGUUCCCGGUCAACCGGACAUGUCAGCCCAAUACUGGCCCAGGCUGCAGUGACCUUGGUGGUCGUAGAAACCACGUCAACAUUUCCAAGUUAUUAAUGUGCAUUAACUAAAAUUAGCGACAAGGAAAAAAACUGUUCGAAUACUCUGCCAUACUUCCACAAGACGACGCUGCAUGCAAUCCGGAAGGCAUCUAAUGCCGUUAUUUCGUUUGUAAAUACGUUUUAUUCAUUAUUCCGAUUACCCUUACAAAUUGUUUCUAAAUUUCUUGUACUACUCACCAAAAAAAAAGACGUGCAAGUCCGUCCAACUGUACAUUCGACUAUGCCAUUAACAUGAACCACCUCUGUAAAAAUACGCAUGUGUUCAAAUUAACAAUUGUAGUUAAUCAAAUUAAACUAAAUUUAGUAAGGAUAAUCAGAAUAUAGCAUGCCCUAAAAUAUAACGCUAACUGUAAAUUUAAAAAAAAAUCCUUUUCCUUAAAAAAGUUCUCCUGUGGAAGUAUAAUUUAAAUAAUACAACGUUUAAGUAAAAAAAAAAGAUAAAACAAAAAACCGUACUCGAACUUUUAUAUAACCAU
Molecule: messenger RNA, 2531 nt
Organism: Nicrophorus vespilloides
Lineage: Eukaryota; Metazoa; Arthropoda; Insecta; Coleoptera; Silphidae
Gene: Ey
Product: paired box protein Pax-6-like
Exons: 9
Coding region: 633-2006 (457 amino acids)
Biological process (GO): anatomical structure development; regulation of transcription by RNA polymerase II
Molecular function (GO): DNA-binding transcription factor activity, RNA polymerase II-specific; RNA polymerase II cis-regulatory region sequence-specific DNA binding
Source: RefSeq, a predicted model, not a curated record